Parnassius mnemosyne (clouded apollo) is the source of this 453-nucleotide messenger RNA. Lineage: Eukaryota; Metazoa; Arthropoda; Insecta; Lepidoptera; Papilionidae. The record is from the annotation of a GenBank genome assembly.
CUGUGUCCUAAAAUACAAGAAAUUGAUUGGAAUAUAGAACUGUUGUUACCACAUCAGCAUUGCAACAAGUUCUAUCAAUGUGUGCACGGCCAGCCGGUGGAGAUGUCAUGUCCAAAGCGGCUUCUUUUCAGCAUAAACAAACAGGUUUGCGACUGGAGGGCAGAUGUUGAUUGCGGAGAUAGAAUAAUUGUUGAAGAUUUGAAGCCAGAUGACGAGGAAAGCGAAGAAGUAGAAAGACCUGUCUUCCCUGUUAUAGAAUUUCUUCCAAAUGGUUGCCCGGUAAAUCGUGAAAUACAUUGGCUGCUGCCUCACGAGAAAAGUUGCAGUCUAUUUUAUUAUUGUGUGCAGGGUGAGAGAGAAGUCAGACGGUGUCCGUUUUGGUUGCAUUUUAACAGGAAGCUUCAGGUUUGUGACUGGCCAAGAAACUCUGGUUGUAUCGAGUUUGCAGAGUAA